Messenger RNA from Symbiodinium natans, 384 nucleotides. NCBI's taxonomy places the organism in Eukaryota, Dinophyceae, Suessiales, Symbiodiniaceae. The record is from the annotation of a GenBank genome assembly.
AUGGACAUGGACGAUGAUAUUGCGGCAGAAAAGCAAAGGCUGACUUCUCUGUACGGCGAGCUCCUGUUUAGCAGGUUUAUGGAGUUCUUGCUGUCAGACGUGCCCAAGAUUUGGCAGACUUCAGCCGCAUGCUGCGCGCAUCCCGCGGAGAUGCCUGCUGAGCAGGCUGAGCCUGCUGCACAUGCAAAAACGAAGGGCAAGAGGGUGAAAGCGAAGGCCAAGGGAAGGGCUACUCCCAGGCAGUGCCCUACUCCUGUGGGCCUACUUGCACAGCCUAGCGAUGCGCAGCAGUUGCACGUGGCGUCUGCCGGGACCGUUUGCGUGGACGUCUCGAAGUUUGGAGACCGAAUCUUACCGAUUUGUUUGUGGGGCCAGCCGUUGUGA